UCCUAUCAAAGUUGGACAGCUGGAAGACACCAAAUUGUAGCUGAAGCACCCAAUGAAAAAGUCUCUCACUGUGGAAGCCCUGUGGUGCCAAGUUGUUUUACAAAGCAGAAGAACAACAAUACUGGCUCCGCCAGUGAGUCCGGAGUCCCGAGAAGGGUCAGUGGCUUCUGCAACGGCAUCAGCACCUCGCCUCGGCCUGACCGACCUCUCAGCCCUCGACUGUCCCGGAGUCCAUCCUCCCGCCAGUACAAAUGUGCAGUGUUCCAGUGUGAUACUAAUGCCCGAAAGAUGCCGGGUGUUGUGUGGCAUUCUUUUCCCAAAGAUGAGUACUUGAGGUGUGAGUGGAUUGCCAGGUGCAAACGUGCAGGCAGAGUGAAUGUGAAAGGUGGGCGAGUCUGCUCGCUUCAUUUUCAGCCGGAGGACUAUGUACGAGAUUUGAGAAACGAACUUCUCAGAUUACCCUCGAGAAAGAAAUUAGUACCGACUGCAGUUCCCAGCCUGAACAUUCCGAGUUGGAAUGAAGGUGAAAUUAAGAAACGCAAGAAUCAGAGAAAGAAAGGAGGACGCAUCAGAAAGAAGCUACGUCAGCGUUAUGACGAUGAUGACAACGUGGGCACUGCUGUACACCAAAUACCAGUGAACCAUCAGGAUGUGGUCAUAAAAAAUGAAGUAGCUGUGAAGCAAGAAGCUGAGUCUGAUCCUAAUGACGUGUUGGGGGCUGACGGAAAACAGGAAUUUGAGUAUGUGACAGUCGAGGAACAAUUAGAAGACCCUGAUGAACCCACGCAUUCAGCAACUGGAGAGUCAUGUGAACGAGUGGGUCAUGAUCAGGAGCUGCCAGUUAUCAUCAAAGAAGAAAUUGACUGUGACGAUUACAUCGAUCCGUUCAGCAUUUCUGGGGAGUCAUGUGAACGAGUGGGUCAUGAUCAGGAGCUGCCAGUUAUCAUCAAAGAAGAAAUUGACUGUGACGAUUACAACAAUCCAUUCAUUGUUUCGAAGAGGUGAACUGGCAGUAGGGAGUGAUAGCCUAUCUACCACAAGGCGGAUGAACUGAGCGAGUUAGAAGAGGCAGGCAACAAACGGUUCUGCAGCUAUACGAAGAAGACGGCUCACUGUGACGUGAAAACAGGUAGCAGUGACAGUCCAGACGACGACACGUAGUUGCCGAGUGUCCGCACCAGAAUGUCGUGAGUCACAAAAAUAUGAAACUCGGACAGUACACUCUGGAGAUGGAAAGCAUGUUUGUAACAUGUAGGAAGUACAAUUUUGGCUGUCCUGGAUCCUACACUGCUUUGAUCGUAAUGGGGCAUGUACAGUGUUACACACAUCUGAGGUUACAUGCAGAAUGCCAUUCGUAUUGUGAGAAAUCAAUAUGCAGUUGGCUACAGAAGGCUGCAGUGUCGGAGUUGGGUUGUUGGCGUAAAGUGUGGGACUGCGCCUGCUCGGGCGAUAUGUGAUAGAUGGCAUUCGGAUUGUCUUUAAUCAUGUGACAAUCUGUACUAAAUUCAGAGAGCUCUUUUGUAUGUGCUGGAAAAGAAUUCACACACUGUGUGUGACAAGAUUUUUGUUGUGGCGUGUAAUACACAGUACCACUUGCAUAGUAAGAUUUGUUAGAGACCAAUUUCUGCUGUAGAGCUUCCGUUUCUUGAGUUUAAUGUGACAGAAUAAAAGCUGAGGUUAGUGACACUAAUGUACAAGGAAUUAAAUUCUACUACACAAGUGGCAUUGUGAAUUGCAUACUGUUCUCUGACCACUUGGUGUUGCUCUGUGCAACUGUGGCAAAUAUUACCAAACUGUUGCUUGCACCUGGUUAAGUGACUUUACUUAUGUGAAGAGACAGGAUAUUUAUGGUAACUGUAUUGCUGUAUGAGAAGAGUGUAAACUUCUGAAGACCAUAAGGACUAACUUUAGCUCUGUUGUUGUGUUUCUUAAAUGUGUUAUGUUAUUAAGUAUUUAUUUUUUACUACUCAAAUGCAGUUUUUGGCAAUUCAGAAUUUAGUUUUGGAAGGAAAUGGAGCAGAUUAUGUGCUUGGUCAAAUUUGCUGGGCUCAAUCCAGUCUUUGUGUUCCCCCUAAAGUUUUUACCUUUGCAGCUCCCUCUAGUGCCAUAGAAGGUAUUUGCCAAUGUCAUUACUUAACUUGUUGAAAGACAAAAUUUUGCCAAGGUUAGAGCUAAAAUGAAAAUGAUGAGUGUUUGCUUUUAAACAUGAGUCGGCCGCCGUUCUGCCGGGCUGUGAGGACCAUAUAUUUCGCCUCGGCUGCCGCUGCUGCGCUUGCUGCUGAUCGGCCCGGACCCUCGGUCUCGGACGCUGGCUGCUUAGGCACCUCUAUGCCUCGUCGUGCUGCCGUUGUCCUUCAUUGCCGUGCACCUGCGAGGACUACCUUUCUGGACUCUGCCGUAGUGGGGCUACUGUGAGUCACCACAACUUCCUGCCAGUUGCCACAGUCUCUGUAGCAAAAUCUACUGGCUCCUUACUCCUAUUUGCCUAUGUGCCUUUGUGAUACCCCACACCUGGCACCAACAUUUUUGUUUGUCAUGUCCCAAGCGUGGGUAUUGCAAGGGAUUGAGCGACACGGUUCAUGAAAGGGAUUCAGCCGCCUGUUGACCUUAGUGAGAGGGAGACUUUUUGAUCUGGCUAAGAGGUGGAAACCCCUGAUGUGAAGGUACAAGGCAAGGAAGCGGGUGGAAUUGAAGUCUUGCUAACUUUAACAAGUUGCAGUUUAUUCCGAAGAAUUACAUCUCACCCUAACUGCAUGGUGAUUGCGUUCUCAGGAAAGCCGAGUCUAAGACAGAGGCCGUGACCGAUUCCACUAUUCUGACUGCCUACUAGAAGCUGUGCAGUACUUCCUAGCGCUCUACGUCAGAGUCCCGCCUGGCUACGCCCGAACGCUCUUCGGCGACUGUCUGGAAUAUAUUCUUGCAUAUGACACGGGCUACCAAUAUAUGAUGAGAGAAAAAUAUAUGAAGUACCGAUGUUGUUGGUAUUAGUUAUUCCAUCUACGUUACCAACAAUAGUAUCACACAAAUGAAUGUAUUCCUCAUUUCAAAGUUUCGCUUGAUUAUACCUGAUGUAUCGCAAUUGCUCGCUUUCAGUUUUCGCGUACAUAUCAACAGUAUAUUGAUGAAACAGCUGGCAGCAUCGGAGAAUAUUAUUGUCUUCAUUGGCACGAAUCAUCAACCGAUAUGCGCAGAAGUUCAUUGUGCUCACUUUCUUGCUGGUUUCUGCACCUACAAAGUAAAAAUAUAACUAAGACAAAAAGAAAUGAAUUGUUUAUAAAAAUAAAAUAUUAGGUAAUGACGUGUAGAUUGUACCUGUUCCUGGAUUUAUUUGUUUGAUAUUCAAAUGAUAUUAAUCUUCUCCUUCCCAAAAUAUCAAUGGAUAUUGCGAAGUGUCGUAAGAGCGAUGACUGUCUUCAAUCGUAUGCACUGUGUUAUCUCUGCGUUGGAUUCGUAUAGCUCGAUGUUCAAAUGUGUCGCCAACCAUAACAACUGCAACUUCAUUAAUGGUCGGUGCAUUAUAUAGGCCCGCGUGUUGCCCAGAUGGUACUUUAUCUCCUUUGAUGACGGUUGUAUAGUUGUCGUUUUGCAGUCUGUUUGAAACGGUAUUGAACAACUGGACAAACUGCUUAUGAUUGUGUAAGAACGAUUCUGAAAUACCCACUAUUUCUCGCACCUCCAUCUGCUCGAUACGGUUGUACUGGCUGCAUGCGUUUGCAUGGUGCUCCUCAUCACCCAUGAAGUAGAUUUGCAGAAAUUUUGAAUCAGUAGCAGGCAUCGACAUUAAAAACUAAUUUGAUGAUACACUUGGCCCUGAAUCUUGUAGCUCCAGCCAACAGUGUUUGCAGUGGUUCUGGCGGUGAAUUCAAUGGUGGCAAUACAACUUUUCCAGAUGCGCAGCAGAAACCGGCAGAUUCACCUUUGUAUUUGAGUGCAUGACAGUGUUGGCAUUGUUUGUUCAUAGCACCGAUUACAAUUUGUGAAUGUGACAAAUAGUCAAUGUCCGACUCGUAUUGAAACGCAAGGCAAAGAAGUGAUGCACAUUGCAGCGAUACACUAAAGCGGAACAUCACUUUAUCACUAAAAAUUACACACUGUAGAAAUGCAUCAUCUUCCAUCUUUGUAGCACAUAACCAGAAAAUGCAAGACACUUCUCUUUGUCAUUGGGAUUGAGAGCCUGCACAAGAAACUCUGUCUCAGAACUUUCCGUACAGUCGGUUGAGGCAUUAUAAGUUCUCGACUGGCUCUUUUGGUAGACUUAACAGAUACUGCCCACGAAACUUUCUCGAAUCCGUCAGACAUCAUCCUCUGAUGCGUGCAUUUGGCCUGUGCUUUUUCUCUGUUUUAACUGCUUUUGCGAGGUGGUGGUUGAAUAUCAAAUUUGGUACGAAACACCCGUUGCAGUGCAGUUUAUGACUCCCUUUUGCAAACUCGGGAAUGCCGAAGACCUUGUGCGCUAGUCGCCAUCUCUCACAACUGACAGUGAAACAGAAUGACUGCCCUAUUGCCACGCGAACUCUACCGGCUACUUCUGAAACUCUCCCGCCACUGCCCGCCACUACCACCAUGAACUGUGAAAUUUCCUCUUUUCAUUGGUACAAAACUUGUAUAUAGAACAACCCUGUAUAUUUGUAGAAACAAGAAACGGUUCACUUACUGCUCCAGCUUUGGGAUGUCUAUUUUUACAAGUGAAGUGUGGUAGGAAGAAACCUAAUCUGUUCACUCUGUGUGUUGUCAAAUUAAUUGAAAGUUUUCUGUGA
This is a messenger RNA of Schistocerca gregaria, 4757 nucleotides long. RefSeq lists its product as uncharacterized. Lineage: Eukaryota; Metazoa; Arthropoda; Insecta; Orthoptera; Acrididae. The coding region runs from base 289 to 1005 and encodes 238 amino acids. The transcript has 12 exons. The record is from RefSeq and is a predicted model, not a curated record.